Molecule: messenger RNA, 1978 nt
Organism: Triticum dicoccoides
Lineage: Eukaryota; Viridiplantae; Streptophyta; Magnoliopsida; Poales; Poaceae
Product: putative F-box/FBD/LRR-repeat protein At5g62970
Exons: 4
Coding region: 279-1694 (471 amino acids)
Molecular function (GO): protein binding
Source: RefSeq, a predicted model, not a curated record
CCACCCUUUCGUCCUCCCUUCUCCGACUCGUCUCGCAGUCGCAGUCCUUUGUCCUGACCGACCUCCAGUGGGGAUCGGAUCGGACCCAACGAGGCUCUGAAAUACCACCCUCCGUAACCUAGAGCUGCCUCCGUGCCGUAGGCUAGCGUAGCGCCACCGCGGACGCCUCAACCCCAGCCCCCAAACUCAUCUGCCGCGUCGCCGCCCAUCGCCGUUCCGUUCAGCCGUCGCGCCGCUGCUGUCUCAACAGCGCCCCCAAUCUUUGCCAGUGAAUCAAAAUGGGCAGCGAUCUAACACACACGAGAAAAAGAAUGAGGCGUUACUACCACGGACCAGUCAUUAAGAAAACGAGAGCAAAGGUUCAGUUUGCAGACCUUCCCGAUGAUCUGCUGUCUACGAUUCUAUCAAAAUUGCCACUGAAGGAAGCUGCAAGAACCGUCAUUCUGUCAAGUAAAUGGAACGACGUGUGGAGAGUUUGCCCCAAACUGAGAUUUGAUGGCUUCACAGUGUGCAGUGACAGCGUGUUUGGGGGAGAACAGUACACUCAGAAAUUCAUUGACAAUGUUAAUGCAGUCAUGCAGAAGCAUCAGUGCAUGGUCGUUGAAGAGCUCGUGAUCAAAUUUGGGUUUGACAAGAGGGUACUGGAUCAUAUCAACAUGUGGGUUGCUUUUGCUGUUUCAUCGCGGACGGAGAGCCUUGCCCUUGAUUUAGGACCAGUCGACAUCCAAGGUCGUAUUGAUCAGUACAGAUUUCCGGUCGAGCUUUUAGACAACAGAAGCAUAUCCCGGCUUCGUCAUCUUCAACUUAGCGUUGCAUCAUUUGAACUACCCCUUCAAUUCAGCGGUUUCCCGAAUCUGAGAGCACUUGACUUGCACUUGGUAAAUGUCACUCGGAAGGAUCUUCAAGACAUGCUGUCAAAUUGCAUUAAUCUUGAGUGGUUCAGUAUGGUUAGAUGCCAUUUGAAUGAUGAACUGAUAGUAGCUCGUCCAUUGUCAAACCUGAUAUACCUGCGUGUUGCACACUGCAAGAUAACCAAGAUAGUACUCCAUGCGGUGGAACUCAAAACUUUCUUGUUCUAUGGACGUCUGUAUCCAAUCGACCUUGGGCAUACACCCAAACUGAAGCACACAUUUCUUGAUAUUUAUUCCCUGUUAACUGUUGAGCAUGCUUUGACUGUGCUUCCCAAAGUGCUUCCAAGUGUUCAAGAUCUGACAUUGCAUGCUCAUUUUACUCUUAAGAUGCCUUUGUUGAUGGAAAAUCCGUGCAAGUUUUACCAGUUGAAAUAUUUACAUUUGAACCUGUCAAUUGGUCAUAAAGAAGCUGCCAACAUUCUAUCUUUUGCCUCUUUUCUGAGGGCUGCUCCUUCUGUUGAAAAGUUAGAAAUGCAUUUUAGUGUUUUGGCCAUCCCACAUCGUGUCUCGGAGCCUAUCAAGAGCCUUCCACGGUGUCCACAUAGUUAUCUGAAGAACCUGCAUAUUACAGGAUUUUCGGGAACAACAGGACAACUUGAAUUUCUAGUGCACGUUGUUGAAAAUGCCCCUGCUCUGAAGAUAUUGACGAUUAAAGGAGCUGACUCGAUUGGUCGUGAUCUCAAUCAUGAAGGGAAAAGAAAAUUUUCUUUUAAGUUUCGGGAAUUGGAGAGGAAAUACCUUCAUGGGAUAAUUUCACCAAAUGUGGACCUCCGUAUUAUUUAAGUGUGCCAGACAUCUAGCUGCUCUUGUACACGCAACGGGCUGCUGUUCCAUUUGCCCAUUCCACUUAAAAUGUUCAGAUUUGUGGUUGAUUUUAGAUCAUAAAGAAGCUGGCAACAUUCUGUUAUUGGUUUCUUUUCUGAAUGCUGCUCCUUCUGUUAAGAAAUUAGUUCUGAAUCCUCAUCAUUCUGUUUUUUUUUUUGAGAAUGCAUGUAAACAUAUUUGUUCUGAAUCCUCGUCUUGAUUAUGAUUGAGACUAUCAGAAUUGAGAAGGUGUUGGAAUGUUA